Exserohilum turcica Et28A is the source of this 2246-nucleotide messenger RNA. RefSeq lists its product as uncharacterized. Gene Ontology annotation, biological process: spermidine biosynthetic process; spermine biosynthetic process. Bases 300 to 1898 code for a protein of 532 amino acids. NCBI's taxonomy places the organism in Eukaryota, Fungi, Ascomycota, Dothideomycetes, Pleosporales, Pleosporaceae. The transcript has a single exon. Gene Ontology annotation, cellular component: cytosol. The record is from RefSeq and is a predicted model, not a curated record. Gene Ontology annotation, molecular function: adenosylmethionine decarboxylase activity.
GCGCAAGGCCUCGUUUAUCCCCCUCAACGCCCGCCCUCCCUAACAUCGACUACGGUCGUUCCCACACCUCCCGUCCACUGCUGCUGGCACACGCCAGCCUCGUCUACUCUUCGCGACCCGUGGGCCAAUUCUUCUCAGGCGAGCACCGCAUUGCUUGUCUGAGCGAGGUUGUGCUGCACACAGCUUCUCAUAGCUAGCCCCAGUCCUCCAGCUUGGUUCAACCCAGCCCCCCGGCAAACCAACUCAACUCGCCAACCACAUAACCCCCGGGCUGCUCCUCCCACCCAAACUGCAAAGAGAUGGUUGCUACCGAGAUUCCUCAGCACUACACUGCCUCGCCCUCGUCGCACAUUGGCACCCCCCAGUUGACAAUCAACAAGGAGGCCACCAUCGAUCUCGACUCGACAAACUCGUUCGAGGGCCCUGAGAAGCUCCUGGAAGUAUGGUUCAGCCCUUCUGCCACCGAAUUGCCUGGCCAGGCUGGCCCGCUUGGCCUGAAGAAGGUGUCGGCCGAUGUGUGGAAGGACAUGCUUGAUCUCGUCAAUUGCAAGGUUCUCUCGGUCAUUGAGUCGGAGCACGUCGAUGCCUAUCUCUUGUCCGAGUCGAGCAUGUUUGUCUUCCCCCACAAGGUCGUGCUCAAGACGUGCGGUACCACGACGCUUCUCUGGGGUCUCACGCGCAUGCUGGAAAUCGCUGCUGGAGCCGGUUUCCCCUUUGUCGCCCCAAAGGCGUCGGGCGUCGCCCCAGCCGCCACGCCCUACCGCGUCUUCUACAGCAGGAAGAAUUUCCUCUACCCCGACCAGCAGCGAGGCCCCCACCGCAGCUGGCGAGACGAAGUCCGCUAUCUGGACGACCGCUUCCGGGGCGGCAGCGCUUACAUGAUUGGCAAGAUGAAUGGCGAGCACUGGUACCUCUACAUUACCGGUCCAGACACCAGCCUUACGCCGCCUCCCAGCCCAGGCGAGGAGAGGCUGGAGCCUGACACCGAGACCAAGUUUGUGAGCCACCCUCAGCGCCUGCUGCGUGAACAGGCCACCGACGAGGAGGAAGACGAGACUCUGGAGGUACUGAUGACCGACCUCGACGAGAAGAACGCCCGUCAGUUCUAUCUCGAGGACGCAAGUGCGGUUGCGGAAGGUCGCUACAUCCAGAGGGCUCGUGAGGCUCGCAAAAACGCCAUCCAGUCUCUUGGCACCAUCUCGGAAGAGAAUGGCCACACGGAAAGUCUGGGUGGCUCUACCGUCCUCGACUCGACUGCCAACACGCACAAGUCGGACGACAGCUUCGACGUUUUUGAGCAGACAUCCUCUGACCAUUCUGGCUUCAACUCGGACGACGAACUCACCUUCCCUGAGGAGCUUACCACCGAAGGCCACACGCUCGGUACCGUCGUCUCUGAACACUGCGGUCUAGCCGACGUCUACCCCACGACCAAGUACCCCGAUGCCCGCAUCGAUGCCUAUCUCUUCACGCCCUGCGGCUUCUCGGCCAAUGGCGUCAUCCCUGCGCCUGGCGGUGCGCCCAACGGCUCCAAGAAGGGCUCAGACGCUACGCACUACUUCACCGUCCACGUCACUCCGGAGCCACAGUGCUCGUACGCCUCGUUUGAAACCAACGUCCCUGCCCGCCAGACAGGCCGCGAGACAGCAGACAUUGUCGAGCACGUCGUCGGCAUCUUCAAGCCCGGCAGGUUCAGCGUCACCCUCUUCGAGGCCAAACCCGCCGCCGGCGACGCCCCCUCCAAGUCCUCCGACAAGGCCAAGCGCAUGGAAGUCAUUCCCGGAUACCGCCGUGUCGAUCGCAUCGUGCACGACUUGGACGGCUACGAUCUCGUCUUUCGCUACUACGAACGCGACGACUGGAAGGGAGGUAAGCCUAGACUUGGUGAGGACUUUUAGCUCCGUCGCUACAAGGGUAGAAAUUGCUAUUGCGAAAAUUUUCCAUAUCCAUGUACGUGUCGACUUGGGCUGCGUUUGCCCUUUGUUCUGCGACUCGGUGUGGUUUUUUUCGACACAGUCACUACUAUUACUGUAUUUAUUCUACUUUAUUCUCUUUGCCAAGUACGAAUCCUCUGCCUUGAAUCCAAUUCCACUCUUUUAUUCUAUUUUUCUCUCUGCUGUUCAUUCUGUCUGCACUAAGUGAGUGAGUGAGUGAGUGAGUGUAUUGUUGUGCGUGCUGUUUCGAGAGAGUACUUGAUUCAUUGUGCGUGUGAACAUAUAAGAAGAAAAAUGUGGUUUUUACAUUCA